Molecule: messenger RNA, 717 nt
Organism: Thyridium curvatum
Lineage: Eukaryota; Fungi; Ascomycota; Sordariomycetes; Thyridiales; Thyridiaceae
Exons: 2
Coding region: 1-717 (238 amino acids)
Molecular function (GO): acyltransferase activity, transferring groups other than amino-acyl groups
Source: RefSeq, a predicted model, not a curated record
AUGACUCACCAAGUCGACGCGACAAACAAGCGGCCUGCGAAAUGCACCCUCGAGCCCAUGGACCUCCACAACCCGGAGGACUUCGAGGAGCUGCUCGCGCAGCGCAAGCUCUGCGGCUGGGACAUGGAGCCGGCCGUGCUCGAGAAGUGGCGCCGGCUCUGCGAUGAGAAGCGCAAGAACAUGUUCUGGAUCAUCCCGACGGCGCCCAGCCAUGCGCCCGAGCAGGUGCGUACCGAUGGUGACAGCGACAGUCAGGGGCAGCAGCAGCAGCAGCAGCAGCAGCGACUACGGGUCGGGCAUAUCUGCCUGCAGAGCUACGACGACCCGCCGGACCCGAGGGUCGCGAGUGAGGACAAGUCAGUCAUGAUGAUCUCGACCUUCUUCAUCAAGCCGGAGUACCGCAGCGGCGGACUCGGCACCGAGGCGGUCAAGGCGCUGGAGGGCUGGGCCAAGACGGCGCCGUACGGGUCGCCGGACUGCAGGGCGGUCACGGUGCACACGGUCAGCCGGCGGUAUUCCGAGGACGACAGCGACGAGUUCCGGGGCCUGUACGCUAGGCGCGGGCUGCCGACACCCGAGAGGGGUCGGAGUAACGAGGAUUGGUAUGCGAGGAUGGGAUACGUCAAGUGGAAGGAAGAGCGCAGAUAUGAGGACAAGUUACUAGACGGUACGGAGAUCAAGUUGUUGGCUGUCUACAUGAGCAAGGAUAUCUCCUGA